AUGGGCCAAUUUGCGACCCAAUUGAACGCGAGGCCAGCCGGUACACUACCGUCAAAUACGGAAGACCCUCGAAAGAGCACCAACGAGCAAUGCAAAGCCGUCAGUUUGAGGAAUGGAAGACAACUAGAAGAAGUGGCGAAGAAGGCAACAAGCAAGGAUUUGGGGAAGCAACAAGAAAAAGAAGCGGAAACUCUGACAGAUCCACCAGGUGAGAAAAGGGUCGUUGCGCCUAAGCCGACCCCUCAGGUACCUUAUCCUCAACGUCAGAUAAAGGCGAAAAAUGAGUCGUAUUACAAAAGUUUUCUUGAGCAAUUGAAUGAAUUACAUAUUAAUAUUCCUUUUACUCGAGCACUUGAACUAAUGCCUCAUUGGGUGAAAUUUUUGAAAGACAUGGUAUCAAAGAAACGGAAAUUCGGUGAACAUGAGAUGAUAGCUUUAACCGAACAAUGCAGUGCCAUUCUUACUCGCCCAAUUCCACCAAAGCUUGGAGACCCGGGUAAGUUUACGAUUCCAGUCGCUAUCGGAGGUAAGUUCUUUGCAAAAUCUCUCAUAGAUUUAGGUGCGAGCAUUAAUCUCAUGCCUUUCUCAGUUUUUCAAAGUUUGGGAUUAGGAGAUAUAAAAUUGGUAUCGGUGACUUUACAGUUAGCCGAUAGAUCACUCAUAUACCCAAAAGGAAUAGUAGAGGAUGUGUUAGUUAAAGUAGAUAAAUUCAUCUUUUCUGCAGAUUUUGUAGUUCUUGAUAUGGAAGAACAUAAAGAAAUUCCCUUGAUUUUGGGAAGACCUUUUUUGAGAACGGGUAGAACUAUAAUUGAUGAAUAUAAUGGAAUUUUAUCUAUGUCUUUGGGGGAUGAAACGAUUAAAUUUGAUGUUUUCCGUACAAUGAAACACCCUCAAGAGGGUGAUGAAUGCUUUGCUUUUGAUGUGUUAUAUCAAUUGAAUUUUGAUUUUGUUGAACCUUUAAUUGCGGAUCCGUUGGAAGCCUCUUUGAGUGUAAGAACAUCAGUUGAGGAAGAAGCAAUGACGGAACAAUUAUGUUGGUUGGAUUCAGCAAAGCCGCUGUCAAGACCACGCUUUGAGAGUUUGGAAACGGAGAUCAUCGGUCACUUUUAA
Messenger RNA from Erythranthe guttata (spotted monkey flower), 1110 nucleotides. RefSeq lists its product as uncharacterized. The record is from RefSeq and is a predicted model, not a curated record. Lineage: Eukaryota; Viridiplantae; Streptophyta; Magnoliopsida; Lamiales; Phrymaceae.